Kluyveromyces marxianus DMKU3-1042 is the source of this 1896-nucleotide messenger RNA. It is a transcript of the gene UBA2, whose product is annotated as E1 ubiquitin-activating protein UBA2. Gene Ontology annotation, cellular component: SUMO activating enzyme complex; cytoplasm. The record is from RefSeq and is a predicted model, not a curated record. Lineage: Eukaryota; Fungi; Ascomycota; Saccharomycetes; Saccharomycetales; Saccharomycetaceae. Gene Ontology annotation, molecular function: SUMO activating enzyme activity. Gene Ontology annotation, biological process: protein sumoylation. The transcript has a single exon. Bases 1 to 1896 code for a protein of 631 amino acids.
AUGCCUAGAGAGUCUAAUUUAGUUAAGUGUAUUGGCGAAGAAAGCUAUCAACGUGUUCGCAACACGAAGGUUCUUCUUGUUGGUGCAGGUGGUAUUGGAUGUGAGUUACUCAAGGACUUGAUUCUUUUAGAAUUUGGGGAAAUCCACAUCGUGGACUUGGACACAAUUGAUUUAUCCAACUUGAACAGGCAGUUUUUGUUCAGACAAAGAGACAUCAAGCAACCAAAGAGUGUCACUGCCGUGAAAGCGGUUCAGAGGUUCAACAAUUCUAAUUUGAUAGCGCACCAGAGUAACAUUAUGGAUACAGAUAAAUUUCCAUUGUCGUGGUUUGAUCAAUUUGAUAUUAUAUACAACGCAUUGGAUAAUUUGGCAGCAAGACGUUAUGUUAACAAGAUGUGCCAAUUCACUGGGAAGCCCUUGAUUGAAUCAGGAACCUCUGGUUUUGAUGGGUAUAUCCAGCCAAUUUUUCCAAGGGACACGGAAUGUUUCGAUUGCACUACAAAGGAAACCCCGACUACGUUCCCCGUUUGUACUAUUAGAUCCACGCCAUCGCAGCCAAUCCAUUGUGUAGUUUGGGCGAAGAACUUUUUGUUUGGUCAACUUUUCAGUGACUCGGCUGAAGAGUCAGCAGAUAAUCAGGACUUUGGGACGGACGAUGAACAAGAAAUUGCUCGUAUUAAGGAGGAAACCAACGAACUCCAUGCUCUUCAAAAGCUUAUCAAGUCAGGAGACACCUCAAGAAUUCCAGAUAUUCUAAAGAAAUUGUUCGUAGAUGAUAUUAAUAAGUUGCUGAAGAUCGAAAACCUUUGGAAAACAAGAACAAAACCUGAUCCAUUGACUGUAGUUCAUCCAACUGAUGAUGUUCCGAAUGAUUUGGCUCAGGUGUGGACUUUGCAACAGAACGUUAACAAAUUCGUAGAGGCUACCAAGAAGCUAAUGGCUCGUUUGAAGAAUGAACCAUUUAUCGAGUUUGAUAAAGAUGACGAAGAUACACUACUAUUUGUAUCAUGUGCUGCCAAUAUUAGAUCAUACAUCUUUCAUAUUCCAGCAAAAUCUGUAUUUGAUAUCAAACAAAUGGCCGGUAAUAUCAUUCCAGCUAUAGCUACCACUAACGCCAUCAUAGCAGGUCUCUCUUCCUUAGUGUCGUUGCGUGUACUCAACUUAUUAAAAACUGUUUCAAAUAAGCCUUUGGAAAUUCCAAUGGCGUUUACAGCUAGGGCAAGUAAUAUAACGACAAAUAGGUACUUGUCAAAUCCAACUCUUGCGCCUAAAAAUCCAAAUUGUGCAGUCUCUUCUAAUACUCAAAGAGCAGUACUGAAACUUUCAAAAUCAGUCAUCAGCGAAAUGACUUUGUAUGAACUUAAUCAAAAGAUCAUCAAAAAAUACGGGUUUUCUGGCGAAUUCUCUGUUCUUGAUACAAACAGCAAUAGUUUAAUAUACGAUUUCGAUUUCGAUGACUUAGAAGGACGGAAGCUCUCAAGAUUUAACUUUAAAACAGGAACGGCUCUACUAUACAAGGAUGAGGAAACGGAAGAAGGCGCUGAACUAAGGCAAUCCAUUGAGUUCUAUUUGGAACUUCUACCAGAUGAAGAAGUUAUUGAAGACUUGGAGUUACCGGACCUCGAAAGAGCUACAUAUAUUUAUCAUUCACCAUAUUCGAAUGAUGAAGAUGAAGACGGUGAAAGUAUAAGCGACAGUAAACCAGAAGAAGACAUUCAAGAGACAGAUAUUGUAAUUCUAGAUAGUCCUGAACCGGAAAAGGAUGAUGAAAAUGUCUUGAAAAGAAGUCUUUCAAACGGUUCUCAGUUACCUCCUGCAAAGAGUACGAAAUUAAACCCUUCAGAAGAAGUUGUGGUAGAAGAUGAAGAGGAAGAGGACUUAAUCCUACUAGAUUGA